Molecule: messenger RNA, 1675 nt
Organism: Camellia sinensis
Lineage: Eukaryota; Viridiplantae; Streptophyta; Magnoliopsida; Ericales; Theaceae
Source: RefSeq, a predicted model, not a curated record
CCAUAAUCAUCCUCAGAAACAAAACAACUCUCUCUCUCUCUCUCCACACCUUCCCUUCUUUUUAUCUUCUCGAGUUCUUCUUCCUUCCCCACUCAAUCUCUCUCCCUCUCUGAACACACUCUGCUACAAUUUCUUCCUAUUGUCUCUGUUUAUACAAUUAAACUCUCUCCCUCUCUCUCUAACCAAACAUCUUUCUCUUUCAUCUCUUAUUACGGUCGUUUCCGGAUUUCAAUCUUUUCAAUAUUUCGUCAAUUGUUUCUGAAAAAAAACCUUUACAUUUUUUAAGAAUUCACUGCUUUUUCAUUCAUUCUCUCCAUUAAAUUCUAUAUUAUUUUGGUAAAACACCCAUUGAACUUCAGUUUUCAACAUAAUUCUGAAAAUAUUGUCAACAAAAUACUAAUUUUUACAUCAUCCAAACACGUUCAUCAAGCUGCUUAAAUUUUUAUAGAAAAAUAAAAUAAAAUAAACCUUAAAAGUUAGUUUUGGUAAAAGCGUUAUUUUCGAAAUCCAACCAAUGGACGACAUUUAGAGUACAUCUUUUCUGACUUCUUUUGGCACUUCUCCACAAAAUUAGAAAUUUGAAACGAAAAUGAUGAAUAGAAGAAAAAUUGAGUUGGGGUUGCUGUUGGUUUUGGCGUACGCGCCGUGGUGUAUUUACUCGGAGGAGCAGCUUCUGGUGAAAAUGACUCUGGUUCAAAACACUUCGGUUCUGGAAGCUUAUUGCUUGGAUGGGAGUUUGCCCGCUUAUCAUCUCCACAGAGGAUUCGGCGCUGGAGCACGCAACUGGCUUUUACAGUUCGAGGGCGGUGGGUGGUGUAAUGAUAUCGAAUCAUGUUUGGCGAGAGCCCAAACGCACCGUGGAUCUACGCGUUACAUGAACAAGUUGGAGGUUUUCUCUGGAAUUUUAACUAAUAAUGCCUCUCUAAAUCCAGAUUUUUACAACUGGAACCGUGUGAAGAUCAGAUAUUGUGAUGGGGCUUCUUUUGCUGGAGACGCUACGUUCGAUAAUGGGACAUCAUUGCUUUACUUCAGAGGGCAAAGAAUUUGGAAAGCGAUAAUUCUUGAUCUUCUCCCUAAAGGCUUGCAAAAUGCCAAAAAGGCAUUGCUUUCAGGGUGCUCUGCUGGAGGUUUAGCAUGUUUUUUGCACUGCGACAACUUUACCAGUUAUCUACCAUUGAAUGCUAGUGUGAAAUGCUUAAGUGAUGCUGGAUUUUUUUUAGAUGUAAGAGACAUAAGUUUGAAUCACACUAUUAGAUCCUUCUAUAGCGAUCUUAUUUCUUUACAGGGUGUAGAACAAAAUCUAGACAAAAAUUGCACAGGUUCUCUUUAUUGUCCAAAACAAUGUUUCUUUCCGCAGUAUGCGUUAAAAUACAUCAGGACACCAUUUUUCAUCUUAAACUCAGCAUAUGAUGUGUACCAAUUCCAUCACAUAUUGGUGCCACCUUCUGCUGAUUUGAGUGGGCAUUGGAAUCAUUGUAAGCUUAAUCCGGCGGCAUGUAAUACAAACCAGACAAAUAUCUUGCAAGGGUUCCGGAAAGAUAUGCUUGCAGCUUUGAGUUUAUUUUUUAAAUACUCAAAAAGAGGAGGGAUGUUCAUAAACUCAUGUUUUGCGCAUUGCCAAAGUGAGUCACAAGAUACAUGGCUAACAUCAGACUCCCCUAGAGUGCACAAUAAG